This is a messenger RNA of Ochotona princeps (American pika), 1585 nucleotides long. RefSeq names its product mitogen-activated protein kinase kinase 6 (gene MAP2K6). The coding region runs from base 310 to 1314 and encodes 334 amino acids. The transcript has 12 exons. Lineage: Eukaryota; Metazoa; Chordata; Mammalia; Lagomorpha; Ochotonidae. The record is from RefSeq and is a predicted model, not a curated record. Gene Ontology annotation, biological process: protein phosphorylation; MAPK cascade. Gene Ontology annotation, molecular function: MAP kinase kinase activity; ATP binding.
CGUCUGCGCACUAAGAUACUCAGUUCCAAGUUUGGAGCUUUUAGCUGCCAGCCCUGGCCCAUCAUGUAGCUGCAGCACAGCCUUCCCUAACGUUGCAACUGGAGGAAAAAUCACUUUCCUGUCUGUUUUGCAAGGUGUGCAUUUCCAUCUCGAUUCCCUGAAAGCCCAGCUGCUGCAUCGGUAAAGAGAAACUCCACUUGCAUGAAGAUUGCACGCCUGCAGCUUGCAUCUUUGUUGCAAAACUAGCUACAGAAGAGAAGCAAGGCAAAGUCUUUUGUGCUCCCCUCCCCCAUCAAAGGAAAGGGGAAAAUGUCUCAGUCGAAAGGCAAAAAACGAAACCCUGGCCUUAAAAUUCCGAAAGAAGCAUUUGAACAACCUCAGACCAGUUCCACGCCACCUCGAGAUUUAGACUCCAAGGCUUGCAUUUCUAUUGGAAAUCAGAACUUUGAGGUUAAGGCAGAUGACCUGGAACCUAUAAUGGAACUGGGACGAGGUGCGUACGGGGUGGUGGAGAAGAUGCGGCACGUGCCCAGCGGGCAGAUCAUGGCGGUGAAGCGGAUCCGGGCCACAGUAAACAGCCAGGAGCAAAAAAGGCUGUUGAUGGAUCUGGAUAUAUCCAUGAGGACAGUGGAUUGUCCCUUUACCGUCACCUUUUACGGCGCACUCUUUCGGGAGGGUGAUGUCUGGAUCUGCAUGGAACUCAUGGACACAUCACUAGAUAAAUUCUACAAGCAAGUCAUUGAUAAAGGCCAAACAAUUCCAGAGGACAUCUUAGGGAAAAUAGCUGUUUCUAUUGUAAAAGCGUUAGAACACUUACACAGUAAGCUCUCCGUCAUUCAUCGAGAUGUCAAGCCUUCUAAUGUGCUCAUUAAUGCCUUGGGCCAAGUGAAGAUGUGUGACUUUGGAAUCAGUGGCUACCUGGUGGAUUCUGUUGCUAAAACAAUCGAUGCAGGUUGCAAACCGUACAUGGCUCCUGAAAGAAUAAACCCAGAGCUCAACCAGAAGGGGUACAGUGUGAAGUCUGACAUUUGGAGUUUGGGCAUCACCAUGAUUGAGUUGGCCAUCCUCCGGUUUCCCUACGAUUCUUGGGGGACUCCCUUCCAGCAGCUCAAGCAGGUGGUAGAGGAACCAUCGCCACAGCUCCCAGCAGAGAAGUUCUCAGCAGAGUUUGUUGAUUUUACCUCACAGUGCUUGAAGAAGAAUUCCAAAGAACGACCUACGUAUCCAGAGCUUAUGCAACAUCCAUUCUUCACUGUACAUGAAUCCAAAGCAACAGAUGUGGCAUCUUUUGUAAAACUGAUUCUUGGAGACUAAAAAGCAAUGGACUUCAUCGGUUGACCCUACUGUGGAUUGGUGGGUUUACAGGGUGAAGAAGUUCACUACAGUGCCAAUAGGAAGUCAUCUUUGAGAUCACUUAACCCUGCCUCUCCGAGGGUGUUCGCUUCCUGUUUUCUUUUCUUUCCCCCCUCCUAAGGGGGCCUUGGAAUCUAUAGUGUAGAAUGAACUGUCUAGCUGGAUGACCUAUGAUAAAGGCUUAGGACUUAAAAAGAUGAUUAAAUAUUUAAUGAUGUGUCAUAUGAGUCCU